AUGGCCACUGCGAACAACAACCAAGAUGCGAUCGUCCCCGCGAUCGACGAGAAACCCCAUAUUGACCACAUGGAGCACUACGAUGCGGAUGGGAAGGAAGUCGACGAUGUGAUUACCAAAUCACCCUUCGAAGAUCUCCCUUGGAAGAAGACCUGGAGGGUAUUCUGGAAAGCAGCUUUGAUGUGUAUCUUUGCGUCUUUCUCAGCGGCUGCCGAUGGCUUCCAGAUCUCCAUGACCUCGAAUAUAAUCGCGAACAAAGGUUUCAUCGAGACUUAUGGUACGGCUAUCGAUGCUAAGACUGGUGGGCCAAAGCUAGAUGCGGAUAUUCUCGCUGCUUGGGGUGGUAUCCAAUCUGCUGGUCAAGGUUUUGGAAUGUUGACUCAGCAUUUCAUUGCCGAUCGAUUCGGCCGUAAGGUAGCCUUCUACACCCUCUGGGUAUCGUUGGUCAUCGCCGUGGCCCUGGAAAGUUUCGGUAGAGAUUGGAGAUCAUGGUUAUGUGCCAAGCUGUUCUCUGGAUUUGGUGUCGGCUCAGUUCAAUUUAUGACUGGAAUGUACGGUAUUGGUCAAUUGGCUUCCUCCCUCGCACUCAAGGUGAUGAACGAUAGACAACCCUACAACUACCUCACUCCGAUCUACACUGAAUGGGCGAUGCUCGGUCUGAUGGCUAUCGUAUAUAUAUGUAUUCCCGAAUCACCAUUCUGGUGUGCUACUGCCGGUAAACAUGAUAGGGGAAGAGCUGUCAUCAAGAGACUGAAUGGUGGUAUAGAGGGAUAUGACGUGGAUUAUCACUACAAUAUCAUCAAACGUUCAGUCGAGAAGGAGAAGUCAUACCAAAAAGAGAUCGACGGGGACGGUCAUGGGUUUAUACAAGAACUCAGGAAUGUCAAAGAGGUGUUCAUCGGGGUCAACGGGUUCCGUACUCUUAUCGCCUUCUGGCCAGCGUGUGUGCAACAAAUCGGUGGUCUGGCAGUACUCAGUAACUACUCUUCAUAUUUUGCACAACAGGCCGGCUUCGGAGACCCAUUCUUGUUUUCCCUCUUACUCGCCCUCGUCGCCAUUGUCUGUACACUUGUCGAAGCGAGUCUCAUUGAUCUUAUUGGACGUCGAUCUCUGUUCUUGCUCGGCGCAGUGACGUCGUGGGUUAUGUGUAUGGUAGUGGGUGGACUAGGUAUCAUGUCCAAUCGAUCGGCUACCGUGAACAGGCUAGUGCUCGCAUUCUCGCUAUUCUGGCGACUUGGAUCGACUCUUCUUGGUAAUUUGGGAUGGGCCUAUGUCGCUGAAACAGGUUCUUCCCGACUCAGAGCCAAGACAGCCGGUAUCGCAGCAGCAGGCGGUGUAUGUCUCGGAUUGGUAUUCAAUACUUCCGUGCCGUAUAUGUUGAACAACACUGGAGCAAACUGGGGACUGAAAACUGCGUUCUUCUUCGCUGGAAUCUCCACUCCAUUCGUUGUCGCUUCGUUCUUCCUCAUUCCGGAUACAUCAAGAAGAACCGCUGCGGAAUUGGACGAGAUGUUCAGGAAGAAAGUCAAGCCUUGGAGAUUCAGAUCAUACGUCUCUGAUGCACAGAAGGCGUUGAACGAGGAGAGGGAGAGGGGCCAGCAGGCUCAUGCUACUGCUUAG
Molecule: messenger RNA, 1620 nt
Organism: Kwoniella botswanensis
Lineage: Eukaryota; Fungi; Basidiomycota; Tremellomycetes; Tremellales; Cryptococcaceae
Exons: 6
Coding region: 1-1620 (539 amino acids)
Biological process (GO): transmembrane transport; carbohydrate transport
Cellular component (GO): membrane
Molecular function (GO): carbohydrate:proton symporter activity
Source: RefSeq, a predicted model, not a curated record